AUGACCUCACCUGCUAGCUCCUCUUCUACAUUUAUUUGUGAUGGUGGCCAAAACCCUCUCAAUACCUUCAUAACCACCCGAAAAUGUAUUCCCCUGACCGAAUACAAUCGACUCAUUCGAAGCUUGCAAACGAAUACUUACAUUUCAAGCAUUUCAAUACUUGGAGUGACGAGGAUUGUAGUGUUUGUUCUCCUUGUCCUAUGCCUCAUCAGCUUUAUUGUGUUCCGCCGUUCAAAGUAUUUAAUGUACAAUCGGUUGGGGUGUGCUUUUGGAUUUGUAUUGUUUCUCUUAUUGGCAGCCAUGAACGGACUGCUGUUGGUAGAUUUAAUUCCGAGUAGAAUUAUUGAUUUUUCACCUGUCUCUAAUUCCACUUCAAAUUCAACAACGAUUGGAAAUAGUACAACGAAGAGUUUACAUUACGUGACGUCACAGUAUGACAAUGAUUGGAAUUCUCCAUUCACACAUUCUCAACAAACUCAACAACAACUCAAUUCUUACUUUUCAAACCAUCUUUAUAACAUUCUGGAUCAACAUGUUGUGAAUGGCUUAUUAUCACAACUAGCCACCAACACCUCAACAAAAACAAAUACCACAACAACCGAUUAUUCCAAAGUGAAUUUGAGAACCAUUCCAUUAGUGAAAAGAACUGCAGCCAUGUGGAAAGCUCAACCCAAUGAGCUUCUCUCAGAGUCUAUUUGCUUUAUACACUUGGGAACGACCUCCUUGUUGCAUUGGCUCAUGAUCUUUUGCUUACCCGUAUUUGGGUUCAUGAAUUUCAUCAUUCGUUCGUAUCUUGAAAGAAAGAAAUUGAGACUUGUGAAAUAUAUUGAAAAGGAAAAUCAAAAGGUUCAUCAAAAUUUCUUGUCACGCCUUCCCUUAGAUUCUACAGAUCGAUCCAAUCCAAGUAUGUCUGGAGCGUAUGGUGGUAUUCGUCCUCAUCAUCAAAUUUCAGAUUUACAAUCAUUUAUUGCAAGUAGUAGUGUGGCAAGUAGUGACACUUCUGGACCUCUGUAUAGAAAUGCAAGUCAUCGUCAGCAUGCAAACAAUCAUACCAUGACAGGAACCACUUCACAUCUUCCACAAACAGGUUCGAGAUUAUUUGGUGAUUCAUUUGCAUCUGGAAUUUCCUCUUCCAAUGCAAGUCAUUAUAACCCAAACGUUUCACAACAGCACCACCACCACCAUGGUCAACACCGUUUCCAAGUGCCGAGAGAUUCGACUGUUUCAAGAAAUAGUAUUUUAGAUACGUAUUCGGAAUCAGCUCAAAAUUCUGAUUCAGAUAAUCUCUCAAGUUUUGGAACUAGUUUUUUGAGACAACCACAACCUUCGACCUCGACUGCAGUGGAUCAUCGAGGAGGAGUCGAUAAAGAUGUAGCUCAUAGAAGGAAUCCUCACCGUUACAAAGAUUUGACGUAUCAUUCUAAUACGUCUCAACCAUUGGAACGAGGUUCUCAAACAUUUUCUGACAACAUGUCAGGAGCUGCUGAGGAAGAAGAUUUGACCAGUUCAAGUGUCAUUUAUAAUGGGAAUUUAUCUCAAACGGUGUUGGGAUUGACCAAGGCGAAUAAGACCACUCAUGACAGUGACUCACUUUCGAAUACUGUUUCAAAUUCCAAUAACAAGACCACCACCAAAUUUACAGCUUCCAUGUCAAAUGCCAGUGUUACUCAUACCAAUGAGCAACAAUUAAUCUCCAAAUUUGAGAAGAGAAAGACCGUUCUCUUAUUGAAUUUUAUUAUCAGACAUCCAGUUCUCUUUCAAUUUCUCUUUUCUGGACUCACCACCUCAGCAUGGCUUGGUAUUAGUGGUGUCAUUCUCGCAAUUACUCUUCAAGUCCAACAAGUGACCAGUUGUGACUCGAUCUGGUUCAUUACUCAACGAGUUUGGUAUGGAGCCAUCUUGGUGAUUGGAGCUCUGACCUUAUUGCUAUUAACACUCUUGGACAUGAUCAUCAAUGAAAGACAUUCCAGUUUGAAACAUUCAGAACAUGGAGGAAAAAAGAAAUCUGAAACUACUUUAUCCAAAAAACGACUUUCCAGAUUCGUUCGAUUUUUCAUGAAUUAUUGGUGGUAUCAUGAUUUACAAUUUUGUCGAAGAGAGGCCUUGUUGUAUAGUUCCAUGUUCAUUAUUGCAUGUAUUGGAAUUGCAGUGACUGAUGUGUUGGUGUUCACAUUGAGAGCAGAAGAUUUAGUGAUGAAAAUUUGUAUUUUGAAGAUUGUCAUGUCUGUCUUGUUUGAAUUGCCAUUUGUGCUCAUUUCACCAGUCAUGACCAGUUGUUUCACAAUGAAGAGACAAUUUCACAUUUCACGACUUCAAAGUCAUUACAUUAAGAAUCAUGAUGAAUAUGUGAAAAAGAGUGUAAGACAGGACCAAAUUAAUGAUAACUUGUCGUUUGCUCCUUCGUCAUCGUCAUUGAAUGGUGCAGCGAAUCGAGAUGCAUUGAUUGAACAAAUGUAUGACUUUUCAGUGUAUCAUCCAACAGAGACCAUCUUACGACAAGUAUUGAAACACUCUAAAUUGAAUCGAAUGUUUCAAGAAUUUUUACAAAGGGAAUGGUCGAUUGGAAAUUUACUCUUUUACAAGUGUGUCAAUGAAUAUUUGAGUUUGAAAGAAAUGGAAAAGACUCAACAAGCUCAACAAAAAUUGUAUCACAUUUAUUACAAUUUCAUUCAACCACGAGGUUUGAGAAUGAAGAAGAUUUCGCAAACCAACCAACAACAGCAAACCUCUUCAGAAAUGUCACACAAUGACUCACAGAUAGAACCUCCUUUGAAUUCAAGUGCAUCCUCUUCGUUAUUGAACAUUUCUGAAUGGUUGAGUCCAGAAUUGAAAUCUCGUUUCACACAAUUAAUGAAUCAAAUUGAAAAAUCUGAAACCAUUUCCAAUCAACAAUCGGCAGAGAUUGGAAAAAUCAUGUUAGAAUUGAGAGAUGAAGUGUUAUUCAAUUUACUAGAUGCCUAUACUCGAUUUUAUUUGGAAUGCAAAGAAUUUAGACAAAUUUAUGUGGAACCCAAUCUGAAAAGCUUGUCUACCUUAUCCAAGAAGAAAUAA
Molecule: messenger RNA, 3051 nt
Organism: Naegleria lovaniensis
Lineage: Eukaryota; Heterolobosea; Eutetramitea; Acrasida; Naegleriidae
Exons: 1
Coding region: 1-3051 (1016 amino acids)
Source: RefSeq, a predicted model, not a curated record